AUGGCCGCUGGCGCCAGCGCCAGCGCCAGCGCCAGCGACUACUCUUUCGCGGCGGAGUACGACGGCCCGCCGCUCCCCUACUCGCUCCCGCGCGCCAUCCCGCUCGACCUCUCCCGCAUCCCGCUCGCGGCGCUGUCCUCUUCGCCCCCGGCCUCCCCCUCCGCCUCCUCGUCCCCGCUCCCCGUCGUUCGCCCGCUCACCCCGUCCUCACUCUGCUCCGCCAUCCACGCGCACGCCCACCCGGCGCCCCGCUCCGCCGCCCCCGCGCCCGCCGCGGGAGGAGCUGUGGUGGAUUCCCCCACCUCCGUCAUCGAGAACCACCACGCUGCCGCGCACCACUCCGCCGAGCUCCCCUCUUCCCCCUCCGACGACGAGGGCACCGGCGCCGGCGACGGCGGCGGCCCCGAGGCGCUGCCGCUGAAGCCCCGCCACCACCAGCCCGCGGUCACCUUCGCCGAGACCAGCGGCUCCCUCCUCCAGUCCUCUGACGACGAGGACGUGUAUGAGGAGGAGGACGACGACGGUGCCGACGCAGGGGACGCCCGGCCCCGCGCUGCUGCCGGCCAGUCGAGCGGCUCCCUCUCCCCCGCUCACUGGAGGGGCGGCAGGACCCGUGGCUGCUACAGGUGCGGGAAAGGAGGCGGCUUCUGGGGCCGCGACAAGGAGUCGUGCCUCGCCUGCGGUGCGCGGUACUGCGUCGGGUGCGUGCUCCGGGCGAUGGGCUCCAUGCCCGAGGGGCGCAAGUGCCUGGAGUGCAUCGGCCGGCCAGUGGCCGAGUCCAGGCGGGACGCGCUGGGGCGAGGGUCGCGCGUGCUGCGCCGGCUUCUCAGCGCGGCGGAGGUGGAGCUGGUCAUGAGGAGCGAGCGGGAGUGCGCCGCGAACCAGCUGCGGGCGGAGGACGUGUACGUCAACGGCACCAAGCUGUCGCCUGAGGAGCUCGUGGUGCUGCAGGGGUGCCCGUGCCCGCCGUCGAGGCUCCGGCCGGGGUUCUAUUGGUACGAUAAGGUGUCUGGUUUCUGGGGAAAGGAGGGACACAAACCACAUUGCAUAAUCACUGCAAAUCUAAAUGUUGGAGGUUCUCUAGAUCAAAAAGCAAGCAACGGGAACACCGGAAUAUUGAUUAAUGGGCGAGAGAUUACAAAAUCUGAAUUGCAAAUGCUUAAGUUGGCAGGAGUCCAAUGUGCUGGGAAACCUCACUUUUGGGUGAAUGCUGAUGGGACUUACCAAGAGGAAGGCCAAAAAACUGUUAAAGGAAAGAUCUGGGAUAAGCCUAUAGUGAAGCUUCUUAGUCCUGUUCUGUCAUUGCCAACACCCAACAAAGCAGCUAAUCAAUCUAGCGAAGAUGCUGUUAACAUAGUAAAUCGAGUCAUCCCUGACUACCUGGAACAAAGAACAACCCAGAAGCUUUUGUUGGUUGGGUCAGGGGCAAGCACCAUACUCAAGCAGGCCAAGUUCUUGUACAAGAGCGGCAAGCCAUUUUCGGUGGAUGAGCGUGAAGAUCUGAAACUUAUCAUACAAAGCAACAUAUACAACUACCUUGGCAUAUUACUUGAAGGCCGUGAGCGGUUUGAAGAGGAAUCUUUAGCUGAUAGAAGAAAAAUCAGUCCAUGUGACCCUUCUAGCUCUGGCUGUUGUGAAUCUGGAGUAUGUGAUGAAGUCACUGAGUACUCCCUUAUUCCACGCUUGAAAGCAUUCUCGGAUUGGAUUCUUAAAGCAAUGGCUUUAGGUAAUCUUGAAGACAUCUUUCCUGCAGCAAGCCGUGAAUAUGCACCACUUGUUGAGGAACUAUGGAAAGAUCCAGCUAUUCAAGCUACAUAUAGAAGAAGAACUGAACUGCCAUUCCUUCCACCUGCUGCCAAUUAUUUUCUUGACAAGGCUGUUGAUAUAUCUCGAAUGGAAUAUGAGCUCUCAGAUAUGGAUAUACUGUAUGCUGAUGGGAUUACAUCCUCAGAUGGAUUAGCAUCAACUGAAUUCUCUUUCCCUCAGCUGUCUUUGGGUGGACUGGGUGUUGAUGAGCCCGAUGCACAAGACACCUUGCUAAGGUACCAGUUGAUCAGAAUAAACAGUAGAGGUUUGCAUGAGAACUGCAAAUGGCUGCAAAUGUUCGAUGAUGUGAGGCUUGUUAUCUUUUGUGUUGCCGCUAGCGACUAUGAUGAGUACUACGAAGAUGCAAAUGGCACCAUUGUCAACAAGAUGGUAGAGAGCAGGCAGCUUUUUGAGAGCAUUGUUCUUCAUCCAACAUUUGAACAAAUGGAUUUCCUUCUACUCCUCACCAAGUUUGAUCUCCUGGAGCAGAAGAUCAACAAUUCCCCACUGACCUCAUGCGACUGGUUCGAUGACUUCACUCCUCUGAUCAGCCGCAACCUUCUCAACGGCGGCAGCAGCAAGCCCACGCGCACCAGCACCGGCGCGACGCUGUCCCAGAUGGCCGCACACUACAUGGCGACGAAGUUCAAGAGGCUGUUCCAGUCCCUGACUGACCGGAAGCUCUACGUGUCCUACUUGAACGCCCUGGACCAGGAGUCGGUCCGGUCGGCGAUCCGCUACGGGAGGGAGAUCGUCAAGUGGGAGGAAGAGAAGCCCGUGUUCGGUGCCAGCGAGACGGUCUACAGCGAGGAGCCAAGCUCCUUCACUCACUGA
Messenger RNA from Miscanthus lutarioriparius, 2640 nucleotides. The record is from the annotation of a GenBank genome assembly. NCBI's taxonomy places the organism in Eukaryota, Viridiplantae, Streptophyta, Magnoliopsida, Poales, Poaceae.